Molecule: messenger RNA, 642 nt
Organism: Cylicocyclus nassatus
Lineage: Eukaryota; Metazoa; Nematoda; Chromadorea; Rhabditida; Strongylidae
Source: the annotation of a GenBank genome assembly
AUGACCUCAACAGUAAGAGCCUAUAAAGGACUGACGACUAAGCGAAUUGAUAACGUACUAAACUGGUUGCGCGAGUCAUCUAAACUUCUCGACCCCGUAGCACCUGACCUCAGGCAAGGGCAAGCACAGAAAAUUAAACUGGCGAUAGAACUGUGCGACGAAAACAUCAGCCUUAUGGAAUCCUCCCUCACCAAACUCACAGAAGCCUUUGAUAGGAUAGAAGACACAGAUAAUGAGGAAGAGGAACAGCUAGACAAGUAUUUAGAGUCGGCACAAGAAACAAUAAUAAAACUACAAGUGCACAAAACUAAUCUCAAGCAAGUAAUGCAUGAGAUUGGGCAGGAGAGUAGUGGGUAUGACGAGGAGAAGGAAACCUGGGAUCGUUAUUGGUCGCUGGAAUCCUCAGGAACCGAAGAAUACACAGGUUCACAAAAAACCGAAGUCAAGAAGUUGAACGAAAAAGUUCUCAAAGACUUCAAGGACUCGAUCGAAAAGCGUGCAGAUGGAUACUAUGUACGCCUACCAUGGAAGGAACAGCACCCACAAUUACCGGACAACAAAGCACUAGCACUGAAGCGCUUGAAGAAAGUGCUAAAGGGACCAACUGGAAAAAGGAGUCAUAGAAGAAGUAGCACCAGAUGA